GCAUCUGAGGACGUGUCUAUUGACCUUAUCAUAGGCACUCCUGAGGUUUAAAGGCAGGCGUGAGCCAGGUGGACAUGUCAAACACCAUUUACCCCACUCAUUCCUACUUCCUACCACCAUGAGCGAGUCCAAGCGCUUCAGUGUUAUUGUCGCUGGCGGAGGCACGGCAGGAGCCAGCGUUGCUUUCUUCUUGUCUCAGCUCAACGUGAACGUCACUGUUCUCGAAAGUCGCCCGGGCCGCCAGACAGACCAGCGAGGCAGUAUUGUCAUUCUGGGACCCAACGGGAUGAACGUAAUGCACAAAGGACUUGAUGCCUCGAACGUGCUGCUGAGCCGUCAAUGUGGUCUUCCUGUCCCACAUAUCUAUCUCCACGACAAUCAGGGCAGCGUCCUUGGCAGCGUCCCGCAGGGCACAGUAGAGCGCUUUGGGUUCCAAAGCCAUGUUGUUACACGGUGGGACAUACAAGAAGUCAUCAUGGACAAGCUCGAGACCUCAGGGGGAGAAUACGUAUGGAACGCCAAGUUCGAAAGUUUCGAGGAAGUCGAAGAUGGAGUCGUUGUCCGUUGGACGGAGGCCGGCAAGGCGAAGGAGCGACAGGUUGACUUGCUCAUUGGUGCGGAUGGGAUUUGGAGUAAAGUCAGGACAAGUUUGCACCAGAAGCUGGGGCUCGAUGUCCCUAAACCACGUUAUAGCGGACUCGCGGGUUUUGGUGGUGACCUCGAAGCUGGAGAAGUACCUGGGAUCAGCCAGAUUCUCACGAAGGAUAAGCCUGUGGUCAUGUAUCGGGGCCGCACAGGGUUCAUGGGUAUUGGAUUACUCGACGGGCCAUUGAAGCGCAUGUGGUGGUGGGUCACAAACGAGACGCCUGACAGGCCUAGAGAGGAGUGGAAAAUGUCCAGAGACGAAAUCUUCAAAGGGAUCGACAAUCGCUUUGGUGAUUGGGCUUCUCCCAUACCAGAGAUUCUUGCUGCUGCAAAGAGGUCCGAUAAGGAGAUAUUUGUCUGGCCAAUUAACGAGUUGGGGAAGCUCAAGAAUUGGCACACUGAUCGAGUGGUGUUGAUCGGAGACGCAGCACACGCAAUGCCUCCUCACUCAGGGCAAGGCGCCUCGCAAGCCCUUGAAGACGCUGCCUACUUUGCUAAUCUCCUUCGAGAUUUCCUCGAAAAAGGACAGCGAGGUGGCGAGGAGCUCAAGGCAGUGCUCGCAGCCUUCCAAACAGGCCGCCAGCCACGCGUCAAUAUGAUCCUCGAUGAGGCGAACAAACGUGGGGAUAACAAACGCGAUAUCGGCGCUGUGAAAAUGUUCCUCAUGAGGUGGACGGCGAGGUUCUUUUUCAUGUUUGCGAGUGACAGCUGGUUCGAUACCUGGUUUGGUUACGAGGUUCCUGGGAUCGACAAGUGGGCUGAGUUAAGGCAGGGACAUGUGUCUAAAUCCUGAGGUAUUUCUGAAUGGGUUUUAAGGCUCCAUCUACAGUGCAAGAAAUUUAAUGUGCGUAGUUGCACGACUUGUAAUAAUUUUGAAUUAUUAUUUUGCCAUAACGUCGC
This is a messenger RNA of Coniophora puteana RWD-64-598 SS2, 1545 nucleotides long. Its product is annotated as FAD/NAD(P)-binding domain-containing protein. The transcript has 6 exons. Gene Ontology annotation, molecular function: FAD binding; monooxygenase activity. The coding region runs from base 119 to 1438 and encodes 439 amino acids. NCBI's taxonomy places the organism in Eukaryota, Fungi, Basidiomycota, Agaricomycetes, Boletales, Coniophoraceae. The record is from RefSeq and is a predicted model, not a curated record.